UCGCUCAUCACUAAUCCAAACAAGUGAAAUUUUUAAAAAUAAAAAUUUUGCCCAAAUUAUUUUGUGGCUUCUUUUAUUCUAUUAAAUGGACUUGGAAAAAAUGGCUCUCAAAUCGUUAAGUGCUGAGUCUCCGACACCGCCAAAAAUGUCCGUAUGUGCAAUGCUGGCAUUUCUACUUAUUACUAUUAGUGCUGCUGCUGUGUUAGAAUUUUGUUAUACUAAUCACAGCUUUAAUCUUGAAGUUAAUACGGAACGGCCAGUUACAAAUAAUUCUGAAACUUCAAUAAAAUUUUCAAUGUAUCCUCCUGUUAAAGCAGGGGAAAACCAUCUGCAACACGUAGUGCGAUUGUUAGAAGUAUUAGGAUAUACACAAACUUCAAUAAAUGAACUUGACUGGAAUCUACUUUGGGCUCAUGAAUAUCCUUUUCAAAAUAUCUCAGAAAUGAUGCGACAUCUUUUACCUCAUCAAACUGUAAAUCAUAUUCCCGGAAUAGGUUUUCUUACGAGCAAAGUGGAUCUUUCUACCGCGUCAUUACCAUUUAUGCCUAAAGCCUUCCGUUUGCCACAAGAAAAAGAAGAAUUUUUAAAAUAUACUUCUAUCAAUCCUGAUACAUUAUUUGUGGAAAAGCACAAUAAGCAUAGAUACAUUAAAAUUUGUUCUUCUAAUUCUAUAAAUCUGAGUUCAAGUGAGACUUUUUUGCAAGAAUUUAUUGAAAAUCCCUUUUUGGUCGAUGGCCACAAAUUCGACAUUGGAGUGUAUGCCGUGAUAACAUCCGUCGAUCCCUUGUUAUCAUAUAUAUAUACUGGAGACGUGCUGUUCCGUUAUUGUUCGGAAAAGUAUUUCCCUUUCGAUUCCAAAAAUGUAAAGAAAUAUGUAGUAGGAAAUGACUAUGUACCAACUUGGGAAGUUCCUUCUCUAAUAAAAUACUUUGAAAUAUUUGGUGGGGGUAUGAGAGCUUCUUUCGACGCGUAUGUGCGUGAUCAAUCAAUGGAACCGUCUGUCAUUUGGACGCAAGUUGAAAACAUAGUGCGAGAGACAAUAUUAGCUAAGAAAAAUAAUAUUGUAUUGGCUAUGCGACCUUAUAAAACUGGUAACUUCUUUGAGCUGCUUCGAUUUGAUUUAAUUGUAGAUGAUGAACUGAAAGUUCAUUUAAUGGAGAUUAAUAUGUCACCGAAUUUAUCAUCAGCGCACUUCAAGCAAAAUGCAUUGUUAUAUGAGCAAGUUCUGUACAGCGUUUUCAACCUUGUUGGCGUUGGGUCUCCUCUACGGGCUAAACAAAGCCGUUUAGAUGAUGAAAUUAUAACGUCUGACAAAAAUAUUGCGGUAAACUUAAGUGACUGUGCGAAAUAUUCAUGUCAUAAAUCUUGUUAUAAAUCGGAGUGCAAGAUGUGUUUACCUUGUCUGAAAGGGUCAGAAAUUCAAAUUUUACGAAAGGCGCAUUUUGAGCAUUUGCAUAAAGUAGACAUGAAAAGGAUAUAUCCGAAAGCAGUGGCACACUUUUUUAUAGCCACUAACACAAUAUUCACAAUAAUAUAUAUAAUUAAUAUAUGUAGAUAUUUAUAAAACUUACUCCUAAGCUAUUGAUGACUUAAGGCUGCUUCCUUUGAUCCUUGUUGAUGUUCUGGCUGAUGGCUGAUUAUCCCGCGAUAACUCUAGGUGAAACUGUUUGUCGUUCCUACUUGGUGACUGUAGUUAUCGCCCUUGAAGUUAUCGUCCUUGCUUGGUGAUUGUAGUUAUCAAUUUUUAUUUUUUUUUUUAUUUGUGAUCCCUUCUAGGAAGGUCUAGGAAGGGAGGCUCUUCUAUUCUGGAGGGUCUGGAAUUCAUAAUCGCAGAAUUGAGCUGAGUUAUAAAUUGGUUUUAUUUAUGUUAUUGGCUGUCCAAGCCUUUAUUUAUCGCGGCUCAUCCUUUUCAGGAUAUUUUUAAAAUGCGCGAUUUUGUAUUUCGUAAAUUCGAAACACUCUCGGUUAAUCCUUUAGGAUACUUGUUUUUUUUCUCCUAUUACGUUGAUUGAAGCGCGUGAUUUUUUAUUUCGUGAAUUCGAAACACUCGCGGCUAAUCCUUUAGCAUACUUGUUUGUUUUUCUCCUAUUACGUUGAUUGAAACGCGCGAUUUUUUAUUUUGUGAAUUCGAAACUCUCGCGGUUAAUCCUUUAGGAUACUUGUUUUUUCUCCUAUUACGUUGAUUGAAACGCGCGAGCGCCACGUUGGGCGCCAAUUAUGUUUCCCCGUUUGGGAAACAGUAAAAAAUAUGUUUUGAUCCGCGGCCUCGCGGAUUAAUUAAAACACGAAUUGAGUUAGUUCCGAACUUGGAAAAAGACUGCUCUUUAUUUUCAAUCUUAGCUUAUUUGUAGCAUUUACAAUAUUUAUUUAACAAUUAAUUUCACAAUAAGGCGUUGGCAUUGCAUCAUGCUAUGAUGAAAUGCCAAUGUCUUGGACAAAGAAGUUAUUUGACACUCUUGAAUGGAAUUUUCCAUUCAGAGCGGAAAAAAUAUAUCAAAUUUCAAUUUUUGACAAAGAAAUCAAAUGAGUCGUCAAUUAUGCCGCUGCAUUAUUGCUGAGUUUGCAAAAUUGCAUAAUGAAUCCGCAAGAUACAAAUUAAGAAGAAAUAUUGUUUAUAUUUACUACUGUGCCGCUAUGUGUGGUCUGCCGUUAACUUGCAUACUUCAUGAAUGCAUACAACCGAUUUCUACUGGGACGUAUACACACUAGAGUGGUCCACGAAAUCCUUUUUUUUAUUAUUUAGUGCUCACGCAAACUUGUGCUCCUUUUUCUAAAAAAUGAAAGUACAUAACAUGAUUUAAAAAAAAUAAUAAAACUUAGAGGUAGCGCAAGUCGCAUUUUUGUUUUGCUUAAAAUUACUCGUCCUUCAAUCCGUGCGCACGCGAAAUUCCUCUGGAAAUUUAAGUGUUGUAAGAUCUUAUAAUAUGCUUUCGAGGCCUCUGAAUACACUAGGAGAGUUAUUUUUUCGAUCCGGUUCUUACCUGUUUAGAUAAUACGAAUAAAUAAUAAAAAAAAAGAGAAAAACCCCGCUGGCUGAUGAUGGUUGCUCAGUUGCCAACCGAAAUGCAUCGGUAGAAAAUAAACAAAAAAUUUGAUUUACAAAAUUAAAUUGAGUUUUUAUUUACGAUAUUUGCGGUCAAAAAGGUUAAAAAAUAAAAUUUAUAAAAAACCCGAAAUUGAACUUUAAAUGUGAUUAUUUCUUAGAAAAAAUGUAUUUGAUUUUGCGUCAAUGAUGAUACGUAUAGCCAUAACCUUAGCGAACAAAAUGAGUCAUCGCAGAGGAUUUCGCGUUCAUUACUACUCGAGAUAUCGGCAAAUUAUUGAACCUGAAUCUAGAUGCGUGGCUGAUGCCUGUGCGACGAGUAAUUUUAAGCAAAACAAAAAUAGACUUGAGCGACCUCUAAAUUGUAUUAUUUUUUUUAAAUUUAAAGUUAUGUACUUUCAGUUUUUAGCAAAACGAACACAAGUUUGCGUGAGCACUGAAUAAUAUUAAAAAAAAAAAGGAUUUCGUGGACCACUCUAAUACACACAUAUGCAUAUAUGUACAUAUUUAUGUGUAUGCAUGAAGGAAUAUUUAUUCGGUCCGCCAAAAAUAAUGUGAGCAGGUCAGAGAAGUGUAAUUAUUAGGUACGUUCGUUUAAAAUCUCCGGUAAAAAACAUCCAGCAGAAUAGUACGCAAACAGAAAACUUGCAGACACUUGCAAGUUAGACGAACAGCUGAUGGAAUUUUUGUUUACAUUCAAAAGUAUAAAAGAAUGAAAAAUGAGCGUAAAUAGUUACUGACCCUUUUCAAACAUGAAAAUGAUCGCUCUGCGUCGCAGCUAAUGUAAUGAAUGUUCUACGUAUAUGCUAUCUCCUCGUUUAGGUAUAACACGUUUGUUCAAAAGGUCGGAUGGAUAACUACGUUCCAACUUGUUUUCAGAGCAACUCGUGGAAGUGCUAAAGAUUCGAGGUCCGAGUUAUACAUUUUUUUUAAACGUUCUGAUUUUUACGAAUUUCACUGAAAUUUACAUUGCCGAAUUCAGUAAUAAAUGUACAUUUUUCGUGAAUCCUUUCAUAUGCUUCACAUCUUUUCCGCAAUUCAGAAUCAAGGUUGUCAAGAAUGACGUUGAAGGUGUUUACUUUAGCAAUAGUUAUAUUUCAUUAACAUAAUACACUCUGUCUAGGCCAUAAGUUAUUGUUACGUGUAUUAUAGUGUGGUUGUUUAAUAUUUCUAAGCAUUUUGUCAAAAACAAGAGAAAAGACGCUUGAAUAAAAAUCGCAUAUCGGAUAUACCUCAUCAUCGAA
This is a messenger RNA of Rhagoletis pomonella (apple maggot), 4287 nucleotides long. It is a transcript of the gene TTLL15, whose product is annotated as probable tubulin polyglutamylase ttll-15. NCBI's taxonomy places the organism in Eukaryota, Metazoa, Arthropoda, Insecta, Diptera, Tephritidae. The transcript is spliced from 4 exons. Gene Ontology annotation, biological process: protein modification process. Bases 86 to 1564 code for a protein of 492 amino acids. The record is from RefSeq and is a predicted model, not a curated record.